GGGCUUUUUCAAAUGUGUAGGCACAGAGAGGGGCGGGUACAGUAUAGGGAGCGGAGCCAGCUGAGUCUCUCAGCAUAAAGUGCCUCUACUUCAGCGAUAAGACUUCGCGCAGCUCCACUCGAAUGUGUGUGGCGAAUGAGUGAGUGUGUGAGAAUCUAAAGUAACUGCAAGCGCUGGAACAAAAGAACGUAGGUGGAAGGAAAGAGAGACCUGUCAGAGUCAGGAAAAGGUCCCUCGCUUGUUUUCCUGAAGGCCGGUGGCGAUGGAGCGUUUAUGCGGAACGAAAUUCCCCUUCUGGGAAGCCAACCGGACGCUCCACACGGACAGCCCGGACCUGCCGGUGUGUUUCCAGCUGUCCGUCCUGUCAUGGCUGCCCUGCCUGUACCUCUGGGCCGUCAGCCCUCUCUACCUCCUCUACCUCAAGAAGAACAACAAAGGCUACAUCAUGAUGUCCAUCCUGAACCGGGUCAAAACGGCUCUGGGUGUGGUCCUGUGGAUCGUGUGCUGGACUGACCUCUUCUACACGUUCCACGAGCUGCAGAGUGGCUUCUCCCAGCCGCCCAUCUACUUCGUCACUCCGCUGGUGGUCGGCAUGACAAUGCUGCUGGCGACCUUCCUGGUCCAGUUGGAGAGGCUGCGAGGCGUGCAGUCCUCCGGGGUUCUCUUCAUCUUCUGGUUCGUGUCCACUCUGUGUGCCAUCGUGCCUUUCCGCUCCAAGAUCAUCCAGGGCCUCCAACCAGGUACGGGACCGGACCAUCUCCGACUCGCCACCUUCUACGUGUAUUUCAUCCUGCUGGUGCUGCAGCUGGUGCUCUGCUGCUUCAACGAGAAGCCUCCCCUCUUCUCCAACGUCGACACCGAUCCUAAUCCCUGUCCUGAGUCCACCGCCGGCUUCCUGUCCACCAUGACCUUCUGGUGGUUCACCAGAAUGGCAAUCAAAGGCUACAAGAACCCUCUGGAGGCUAAGGACUUGUGGUCGCUGAACAAGAGGGACAGCUCCGAGGUGGUCGUCCCUCGCCUGCUGAACGAGUGGGAGAAAGAGCAGGCCCAGGCUCAGACCUCCAGCCCUGAGGAGACGGUGACGCUGCUGUCGGAGGAGAAGAAGAAGACACCCAGGAAGCCGGCGUUCCUUCGCUCGCUGCUCAGGACCUUCGGACCCUACUUUCUGAUUGGCUCUGCCUACAAGCUGCUGCAGGACAUCAUCACCUUCGUCAACCCUCAGCUCCUCAGGAUGUUGAUCUCGUUCACCAAGGAGGAGAACGUUCCGUACUGGUGGGGCUACGCUCUGGCGUUCCUCAUGUUCUUCGUGGCGUUCCUGCAGACUCUCAUCCUGCACCAGCACUUCCAGUACUGCUUUGUCACCGGCAUGAGGCUCCGCACAGCCAUCAUAGGGGCCAUCUACAGGAAGUCUCUGGUGAUCACCAACGCUGCCAAGCGCUCCUCUACCGUGGGGGAGAUCGUCAACCUGAUGUCUGUGGACGCCCAGAGAUUCAUGGACCUCACCACCUUCCUCAACAUGCUGUGGUCCGCCCCCCUGCAGAUCGUCCUGGCGCUCUACUUCCUGUGGCAGAACCUCGGUCCGUCCGUGCUAGCCGGUGUGGCUGUGAUGGUGCUCCUUAUCCCGUUAAAUGCUGCCAUCGCUGUGAAAACCAGAGCCUUUCAGGUGGAGCAGAUGCGGUACAAGGACUCUCGUAUUAAGCUGAUGAACGAGAUCCUGAACGGGAUCAAGGUGUUGAAGUUGUACGCCUGGGAGAACUCCUUCAUGGACCAGGUCUUGGCCAUCCGCCAGAAGGAGCUCAUGGUUCUGAAGAAGACAGCCUACCUCGGCUCCCUGUCUACCAUGGCCUGGACCAGCGCCCCCUUCCUGGUUGCCUUGACGACGUUUGCGGUGUACGUGACGGUCGAUGAGAACAACAUCCUGGACGCAGAGAAGGCCUUCGUGUCCCUGUCUCUCUUCAACAUCCUCCGCUUUCCCCUCAACAUGCUGCCUCAGGUCAUCAGCAGCCUCGUACAGGCGAGUGUGUCUCUGAAGCGUAUCCAGAAUUUCCUGAGUCACGAUGAGCUGGACCCAGAGUCUGUGGACAGAGCCAACAUUGCCUCAGACUGUGCUGUCACCGUGGUCAACGGCAAGUUCACCUGGACCAAAGAGGACCCCCCUGUCCUGCACAGCAUCAGCCUGAUGGUGCCGCAGGGCUCCCUGCUGGCUGUGGUGGGUCAUGUAGGCUGUGGGAAGUCCUCGCUGAUCUCGGCCCUGCUGGGAGAGAUGGAGAAGCUGGAUGGGGAGAUCUCUAUACGGGGCUCUCUGGCUUACGUACCCCAGCAGGCCUGGAUCCAGAACGCCACGCUGAGAGACAACAUCCUGUUUGGGAAGCCCUUCAAUGAGCCCAAGUACCGCUGCAUCCUGGAGGCCUGCGCCCUGACCACUGACCUUGAAGUGCUUCCUGGAGGGGACCAGACAGAGAUCGGGGAGAAGGGUAUAAACCUGUCUGGGGGGCAGAGACAGAGGGUGAGCAUUGCCAGGGCUCUGUACAGCGAAGCGGACGUCUACCUGCUGGACGACCCGCUGUCUGCGGUCGACGCCCACGUGGCCAAGCACAUCUUCGACAAAGUGAUGGGCCCCGAUGGGGCGCUCAAGGACAAGACGCGGAUCCUGGUGACGCACGGCAUCAGCUUCCUGCCGCAGGUGGACAACAUCAUGGUGCUGGUGGACGGGCGCGUGUCAGAGAUGGGCUCCUACCAGGCCCUGCUCAAGGAGAACGGGGCCUUCGCAGAGUUCCUCCGGAACUACUCCCUCGAGGACAUCAUAGAGGAGGAGGAGGCCACAGAGGCCUUCAUUGAUGAUGAAGAGUUCCCUGACGACGCCCUUAGCAACCACACAGAUAUGGUGUCCAACGAGCCAGUGGUAAACGAAGAGAAAAGAAAGUUCAUAAGGCAGAUCAGCAUCAUCUCGUCGGAUGUGGAGAACCCCAAGACGAGGUCGGUGAGGAAGCGCCUGUGCAGCGAGCGGAAGCAUCCGGAGCCCCUACCGGAGAAGACGGCGCCAUCCAAGGAGAAGCUGAUCCAGGCGGAGACCACCGAGACGGGCCGGGUGAAGCUGAAGGUGUUCCUGGAGUACGCCCGGGCGGUGGGGCCCGUGCUCUCCGUCUUCAUCUGCUUCCUGUACUGCUGCCAGAACGCCGCCGCCAUCGGCGGCAACAUCUGGCUGAGCCAGUGGACCAACGACGCGGGACUGAACGACACGCAGGCCAACGUGCCCAUGAGGGUGGGGGUGUACGCCGCGCUGGGCAUCGCGCAGGGCAUCCUGGUCAUGAUCUCUUCCUUUACCCUGGCCAUGGGGAACAUCGGCGCGGCCAGGAGGCUUCACUUUGCCCUGCUCGACAACAAAUUUCACACGCCCCAGUCUUUCUUUGACACCACCCCCCUAGGGCGCAUCAUCAACCGCUUCUCCAAGGACAUCUACGUGAUCGACGAGGCGCUGCCCUCCACCGUGCUCAUGUUCCUGGGGACCCUGUUCUCCUCCGUCUCCACCAUGAUUGUUAUUGUUUCCAGCACGCCCAUUUUCGCCGUGGUCAUCGGCCCCCUGGCGUUCAUAUACGUCUUUGUGCAGAGGUUUUACGUAGCUACGUCACGCCAGCUGAAGCGUCUGGAGUCGGUGAGCCGCUCUCCCAUCUACUCCCACUUCUCGGAGACCGUCACCGGCUCCAGCGUGGUCAGGGCCUACGGGCGGCUCAACGCCUUCGUCACCCUGAACAACACCAAGGUGGACGACAACCAGAAGAGCUACUACCCGGGGAUAGUGGCCAAUAGGUGGCUGGGGGUUCGUAUCGAGUUCAUCGGGAACUGCAUCGUGCUGUUUGCCGCUCUGUUUGCUGUCAUCGGGAAGGAACAGCUGAACCCAGGGCUUGUGGGCCUGUCUGUGUCCUACGCUCUGCUGGUGACCAUGUCUCUGAACUGGCUGGUGAGGAUGACCUCUGACCUGGAGAGCAACAUUGUGGCUGUGGAGAGGGUCAAGGAGUACGCAGAGACCCAGACCGAGGCACCCUGGGAGAUCGAGGACAAGAAGCCUCCAUCUGAUUGGCCAACACAGGGGAAUGUGGAGUUCCGGGACUACAGUGUGAGGUAUCGAGAGGGCCUGGACCUGGUGCUGAAGAACCUCAGCCUCAGUGUGAAGGGAGGGGAGAAGAUUGGUAUCGUGGGCCGUACCGGGGCUGGGAAGUCCUCUAUGACCCUUUGUUUGUUUCGACUGCUGGAGGCGGCCGGUGGAGAGAUCACUAUCGACGGAAUCAAGAUCUCUGAUAUCGGACUCCACGACCUGAGGUCCAAGCUCACCAUUAUACCACAGGAACCGGUGCUGUUCUCGGGGUCCCUCAGGAUGAACCUCGACCCCUUUGAGCAUUACAGCGAGGAGGAGGUGUGGGGGGCUCUGGAACACUCCCACCUCCACAAGUUCGUCAGCAACCAGCCGGCCAAACUGGAGCUGGAGUGCUCCGAGGGAGGAGAGAACCUCAGUGUGGGCCAGAGGCAGCUGGUGUGUCUAGCUCGUGCUCUGCUGAGGAAGACGAGGAUCCUGGUUCUGGAUGAAGCCACGGCUGCCAUCGACCUGGAGACGGACGACCUCAUCCAGUCCACCAUCAGGACCCAGUUUGAGGACUGCACCGUCUUUACCAUCGCUCACAGACUCAACACUAUCAUGGACUACACGAGAGUGCUGGUGUUGGACAAGGGACAGGUCGCUGAGUUUGAUACUCCCUCCAGCCUCCUAUCACAGCGAGGCAUCUUCUACGGCAUGGCCAAGGACGCAGGCUUGGUCCAGUAGCUCCGCCCCGUCUCCCAGCACCCCGUCGGCUCGAGACCAAUCCCAUUUCUACUCAGGCCGCUGUACAUUCCAGCUCUUGAAUUGGAACAGUGCCAUUUUUAUUUUUUCUGUAGGAAUUUGUAUAUUUCAUUUCUGUGAUUAUUGUCAUGUGACGUACCUUUUAGUUUAGUUGGUGGAAAUGGGAUUGGGCCAAUCUCUUGUGUCAGUUCCAUAGUGCCUUGUGAAAGAAGAGAAGGCCAGUGAAUGUAUCGUUGCAGCUGUCCAUUGCAAAACCAGGAUAAACAUUCGUUAUUUGUUUGUUUUUUUGUAGGUUGUCUUUUUCUACAAACUGUGCCACUGUAAUUUCCAAACACACACAAACACUGUUUUGCAACGAACCCAGCUAUUUUUAUACUGUAUCUUUAUUUAAUCUUUUAUUAAAUCUGUUCAGAGUUGUCUUAUGUAGGGAAGUUUGCUCAGUUGGUUGUGUGAUUCUUUUGUGAACCAAAUCUGUAAAAACUUGAAUUCUGUACUACCGAAAUAUAUAAAAGAUGGUCAUACCUUUAUAAAAAAAAUAUACAUAUAUUACAAAAAGCUGAAUUUCUGGGGUUGUUUUUAUUUAAACGUUAAUAAAACAGACCCAA
Osmerus eperlanus (European smelt) is the source of this 5439-nucleotide messenger RNA. It is a transcript of the gene abcc3, whose product is annotated as ATP-binding cassette, sub-family C (CFTR/MRP), member 3. The coding region runs from base 263 to 4816 and encodes 1517 amino acids. Gene Ontology annotation, cellular component: membrane. Gene Ontology annotation, biological process: transmembrane transport. Lineage: Eukaryota; Metazoa; Chordata; Actinopteri; Osmeriformes; Osmeridae. The transcript has 31 exons. Gene Ontology annotation, molecular function: ATP hydrolysis activity; ABC-type transporter activity; ATP binding. The record is from RefSeq and is a predicted model, not a curated record.